Didymodactylos carnosus is the source of this 553-nucleotide messenger RNA. The record is from the annotation of a GenBank genome assembly. NCBI's taxonomy places the organism in Eukaryota, Metazoa, Rotifera, Eurotatoria, Philodinida, Philodinidae.
AUGCACAGGAUGGGAAUGAGAACACGUCAGAGUUUACUUUUUGGACAAUUUAAUUCAAAAUAUAUUCGCUGUGACAUUGCUACUUCAUUUGAUACAUUAACACUUCUUAUGUUCAAUUUGUGGAACAUGAAAAGGCCAAAUUUAAUUUUGUCAGUUACUGGCGGGUUUGAUUCUGCAUUGAAUAUACAAUUCGAAAAAGAAUUUAUAGAAAGUGUUACUCAUGUUGUUUUAGGAUCAGAUGCUUGGAUUUUCACAAAUGGCAAUAAAAAUGAAAUUGGCCCUCGAUUAGUUGGUGAAACUGUUUAUAAAAAUCGAUUAAAUCUUUUACGAAAUCAAAAUAGUGAUGAAAAAAAUAUUUAUGCUAUUGGUGUAUUGAAUUGGGCAAAUAUUAAAAACCGUCAUGAAUUAAUUCAAAGAGAAAAGACUCAGAUAACAGAACGGGUAUUGUAUAGAGUAUCGUUGCAUGAACAAGGUAAAUUUGUUGAACGAAAAAGCUUGAACAGUAGACAAGAGUUAGAACCAAAUCAUACACAAUUUAUUCUUUUCGAUGAUG